Acomys russatus (golden spiny mouse) is the source of this 945-nucleotide messenger RNA. It is a transcript of the gene Fgf2, whose product is annotated as fibroblast growth factor 2. Gene Ontology annotation, cellular component: cytoplasm. The coding region runs from base 216 to 680 and encodes 154 amino acids. The record is from RefSeq and is a predicted model, not a curated record. Lineage: Eukaryota; Metazoa; Chordata; Mammalia; Rodentia; Muridae. Gene Ontology annotation, molecular function: growth factor activity; fibroblast growth factor receptor binding. Gene Ontology annotation, biological process: positive regulation of cell population proliferation; fibroblast growth factor receptor signaling pathway; positive regulation of gene expression. The transcript has 3 exons.
GCAGGCAGGGACGCGGCCCCGGGCCGCUGUAGCAGCACACAGGGGUUCUCCCGGCUUCAGGCAGAGUACCCGCUGCACUGGACUGCGAACGCGGCGGGACGCAGACCGGGAGGCUGGCAGCCCGCGGGCGCGCCGCGCUGGGGGGCCGAGGCCGGGGUCGGGGCCGGGGAGCCCCGAGAGCUGCCACAGCCGGGUCCCGGGGCCGCGGACGGGCCAUGGCAGCCAGCGGCAUCACUUCGCUUCCCGCUCUGCCGGAGGACGGGGGCGCAGCCUUCCCACCAGGCCACUUCAAGGACCCCAAGCGGCUCUACUGCAAGAACGGCGGCUUCUUCCUGCGCAUCCACCCCGACGGCCGCGUGGAUGGCGUCCGCGAGAAAAGCGACCCACACGUGAAACUACAACUCCAAGCAGAAGAGAGAGGGGUUGUGUCCAUCAAAGGCGUGUGUGCGAACCGGUACCUUGCUAUGAAGGAAGAUGGCCGGCUGCUGGCAUCUAAGUGUGUUACAGAAGAGUGUUUCUUUUUCGAACGACUGGAAUCUAAUAACUACAAUACCUACCGGUCAAGGAAAUACUCCAGUUGGUAUGUGGCACUGAAACGAACUGGGCAGUAUAAACUCGGAUCCAAAACGGGACCUGGACAGAAGGCCAUACUGUUUCUUCCGAUGUCUGCCAAGAGCUGACUCAUUUUAGAAAUCGUCACUGAGAGAAAAGAAUGUAUAAAACUGAGCUCCGAUACCUGCUAUAUAUCAGUAAGACACUUAACCAUUACCUCAGUAAAGAAACACAACCAUUUUUGGAAAAUAUGUAGACUUCCCCAUUUUAUAUAGCUUUGGUUGUGACCCAGUGAUGAUUAGAGCUACAGCCUUUUUCAUUUAUUUCCUUUAUUUGAAAAGAGGAUUUAAAAAUAUGUUCAUUUAUAAGUUUCCAUCCCGGAAACCCUGUAUG